Molecule: messenger RNA, 285 nt
Organism: Penicillium macrosclerotiorum
Lineage: Eukaryota; Fungi; Ascomycota; Eurotiomycetes; Eurotiales; Aspergillaceae
Exons: 3
Coding region: 1-285 (94 amino acids)
Source: RefSeq, a predicted model, not a curated record
AUGUCUCAGUUCGCUUUCCCGGGUGCCAACCAAUCCCACCGCCCACAUCCGACGGGCCCGAGCCUCAGACCUCGGCAUGGACGCUGGUAUAUUCCUCUAGUCGCUGCAGUCGGUCUCGGAUUUGCAGGAUACAACUACUAUAACGAGGCUAAGGCACGCCGCGAGUACGCCAUGCUGGAGGAAGAAAAGCGGAUGGCCCAGAACCAGCAGCUAAUGGACGCAUACGGGAGCAAGGACAGCCUGCACGAUGUCCAGCAAGCCCUCGACGCUUACCAGCGAAGCUAA